UAUGGGCGGUACUAGCCGUCGGCGGGCGGCGCGGUUGCUGGGGCGACCGUUAGGCGGCGGCAGACGCAGCCCGCUGGAAAACUGCUGAGACCCGGGCGUAGAUUGGAGCUCCAGCUACCGCGAUGGCUCACGAAGGCUCGAGGCAGGAGAGGCAGGCCCGAGACCGCGGGGUGACCCGAUCCAAAGCAGAGAAGUCGAGGCCGCCUACCGUGCCGGUGCCGCAGGUGGACAUUGUGCCUGGGAGGCUCAACGAAGCGGAGUGGAUAGCGCUCACAGCUCUUGAGGAGGGCGAAGGCGUGGUGGUGGACAUCUUGGACGAGUUGUUGACGCGAGUCAUGGACUCCGCCUUCAAAGUCUACCUGAAACGGCAGUGCAUUCCGUUCACCAUCAACCAGGCCAGGGAGGCCAUGCUGCAGAUCAUCGAGUGGCGCUUCCUGGGCCGGGACGAGGGAGAACGUGCAGUGGCCGAGGACCCCACGUGGGCUGAGGACGAGGAGCCCUCGGUGUGCACGACAGACGCCUGGGCUCAGGGAUCCGUGCCGGUGCUGCGCACACCGACCUCGCCCGGACUGGAACAGACCUUCCCAGGCGAAGACCGGGAGAGCAUGGACAACACCCCUUUAGCAAGAUCGUGGAUGGGUCAAGGCUCUCCAGAGCCUUCCCCCGAGCUGACAAUCAGCACGGGCCCUCCACCCACUCCGGAGCUGUUUGAGGAGGCAGAGCCCGGAGGUUCUUUAGAAGAGCUGGACGACCUAGUCAAAGGUCUCCAGCCCUCUGACCGGUCUUUGACGGCGACCCUCCCACAGUCGGUGGAGCCGACUCCCGCGGGCAGCCCCCGGCCUUCUCUGGACCUGUCCCGGGUAGCUAGCCGCCAGGCCUCCGCCGCGAGGGCACAGGCCCCCAGCCCCCAGUUCUCUCUCAAGGACCUGUACUUUUGCGCAUCCGGGACCGGCGCCACGGGGGACCUGCAGGAGCCCAAAAAGGGGGAGGUGCCGGGUGCCGCCUCCGGCGGGUCGGCGUCCAGCCCCUCUGUGGGCGGCUCCAGCGCGCUCAGCCCCUGCGCGUACUUCCCGCAGCCGCGGCCCCCGCGCGCCGACAGGCGGCCGAGCGGCCUUCACCACAGAGGGGGUCGCAGGGCGGCCUUGGCGCGCCUGGACCCCGCGCGAUUGCCGCGCCACUGGGUGCGCCCAACUUCCGAGGUUCUGAUCCCUGACUGCGAGGCGCGCCCUCUGGAAGCCUCCCGCGGGCGCCCGCGGAGCCGGAACACCGAAAGCCCGGCUGAGCCUCAAGCCCUCGUCCCUUUCCCGCUGGACGUUCCUUUCUGCACCUUGGACCGCGGUCCAAAACGCCAGUUCUCCACUUCAAGCUUAGACCUACCGUUGCCAGGCGUCGGGUCUAAACUGCCUUUCCCCACCCCCGGGCUCCGUUUUCUUGCCACGCACCCGGCGCUCACAGACGGGGCCCAAAGCCGCAGCCCCAAAGUGUGGCCAGGUGCCAAGUGGCUUAGAGGCUUGGAUGGGGAGGCUGAGUUGCUGGGCGAGCUGUGGGCGGACCGCGCCCACAUACCUCCGCAGGGCCGGGACCCUGGGCACCAGGAGGACCAGGAUCCUCACAGGUGGCCUUAUCCUGCGCCUCCGAUCCUCGAGGCCACGUCUCAGGUGAUGUGGAAGCCCAUGCUUCUGCCAGAAGUAAUGAAGCUGGCUCCUGGUGUGAGCUUGUGGAACCCAACCACUCAGGUGCUGCUCAACUCUGCUGAACCCCAGCAGGAGGGCAAAGAAGGCAGCCCCCCUCUUCCCAAUGAGCAGCAGCCCAUCCCGGCAGUUGCCCCAAAGCCCCUGGUGACUGUGGCACAGAUAAUGAGAGACUCAACCCCCAAAGUGUGGUCACUUCCCACAAAAGCACCUGCCCGAUUCUGAGCCCGAACCUCAGGCAGGGGGAAUCCCACCUUCCUUCUGUCUGCUUGCUAGAAAUAAACUCCUGAGUUGCCUUAAGAAUUGGCUUGAUGUCUCUGUCAGUUUCUUCCAAAUGUGUCUACUCUUACUGAACCAUAAAUGAGUUGUCCUGCAGGCCAAGAAGACUGACAUUGACUCCAGAGAGUAACCCAUUACCACCCUUAGGAGAACUGGCUUUAGACCAAGGCUGUUCCCCAGCAGAGGCCUUCCUGAGAACCAUCCUCCACUCCACAAAGGAGCAGACUUAAGGGAUGCCUGUGGGGUGUGGAGGAAGAAGACAGCUCUGCUUAAGCACAAAGUGAUCCAAAUACAUGAGGAAUUAGAUGGCUUGAAGCUGAGGCCAUAUCAUUUCCAACUGAUAUUUUUUGUUUUUUGAAGGCUUUUAUAUGGUAAUGCAGUAAUUUAUUCUGUUCAUUAAUGACUAAUAAUUGUGAACAUUUAUAUUAAUGGAACUUUAAGAGAAAUCCAACUUUCUAAAAAAAGUUUCUAUACUGUUUUAUUAAUAAGAGAGUUGAAAUAAUUGUGGUCAAAAAUUAUGUCAAAAACUUAUAGCAAAUUCCUGGUGUUAGUCUACAUACAAUUCAGUUUGUGGUGUAAUAAAGUUCUUUGGCUGCAAGAAAACAUUUGCUUUACUAAUAGGAAUAUCUCUUAAUGCUGGGAUGACCUCUUCUUGGUAUUUCUUCUGCU
Messenger RNA from Talpa occidentalis (Iberian mole), 2639 nucleotides. RefSeq names its product chromosome unknown C2orf81 homolog (gene CUNH2orf81). The record is from RefSeq and is a predicted model, not a curated record. The transcript has 4 exons. Lineage: Eukaryota; Metazoa; Chordata; Mammalia; Eulipotyphla; Talpidae. The coding region runs from base 123 to 1916 and encodes 597 amino acids.